AUGCUAGUUCAAUUUGCAAGUUGUGAUAAACCAAAAGAUCAAGACAAGAAACUUAACAUGCGCUUGGCUAAAUUACCGUCAGAUGAUACAGUAUAUCUUCAAGACCAAAAACUAACCGAUUGUGAUAUUCCGAUCGUCGUACAAGAAGCAGUCAUCAAUAUAAAGUGCUCACGGCUCGUCCUUGAUUGGAACAAGAUUACGGAUAAAGGAGCUGAACAUUUUGGAAGAGUGCUUCAAUCAAAUACAUCAUUAUCAGUAUUAUUUAUGAAUAAUAAUCAAAUCUCAAAUAGAGGUACUAAUUAUAUCACUCAAGCACUAUAUACCAAUAGAACAUUGACUGAAUUACAUAUACGUGGAAAUCAAAUUACUGAUGAAGGAGCACUUUUUAUUGCUCAAGUGUUAUACAUUAAUUCAACACUGGAAGAACUUUAUCUUGCCGACAAUACCAUUGGAGACCGUGGUGCUCAAUAUCUAGCUUUAGCAUUAACUCAAAAUACAACACUAAAAGUUCUCGAUCUUCGAAUGGAACAAGUCAAUAUCGCUAAUAAUAUUAAGAUUUGUUGGCUUCGAAGUUUCUCUUAUCUCAAACAUAGAGUUAAAGUUAUUCGUAAAUAG
Messenger RNA from Rotaria sp. Silwood1, 615 nucleotides. Lineage: Eukaryota; Metazoa; Rotifera; Eurotatoria; Philodinida; Philodinidae. The record is from the annotation of a GenBank genome assembly.